UGCUGUAGUCACCGCCUAUCCAUAUGACGAGUGCCCAAGGUGGGUGACGUGCGAGUCGGCGGACACAGCUCUGUUUGCCACGGUCCGAUAAGAGACGGUGGUGCUUUUAUUUGGAACUUAACGGUGGACCCCGAAUUCCAACCUUUAAUUCUUGUUUCUCAAAUCAUCACCACAUAAAUGCUUUUCACACACCAACCAAACUGCUGACAUUGCAUCAUUACAUCGAAGUAUAGCAAUUCUCCAAUACAAAUUUUAGGUAUGACCACAGUUAAAGAGUUUGGGUCAGAGCCAAAACAAUGAACACUAACGAGACAGCACUGGAACUUCUGCAAUGCAGGCCUGAGGUGGGCCAUACAGUUAUAGAUGAGGUGACGGCAAAGGAGCCAUCUUAUCCCUUGACCUCUGAUGUAAAUGAGAACAAGGUGGAUGGAGAAAAGGAAGACCCUGUGACCAGCAUUGAGGAAGUGCCUGUUCAAAGUACUGAUAGCAUUAAUAAUAAUGAAAAUUGUAAUCUGAUGUGUGGACAAUUCAGUUGCAAAAAUAGCUGUGAGGACAAUGACAGCUUCUCGGCUGUUUCAACCCGGGAGAUGGCCUCCGUGAAAAGGAAAAAGAUGUCUGGCAGGCGCGGUAGCAAAAGUCGAAAAAACUGCAAUGGCAGACUUGCUGAAUUUGCUCCUGGUGAUGUGGAGGUUUCACAAGAAGUCAAACAGUUAGAGUCUCACUAUGAGUUGAGCGGGUCAGAUGAGAAUUCAAGCAUCGAACAAAGGAACCAAAAGCAACUAAGAGAGUCUCUGUUCUCCCUCAUUCGAGAAGGAUUUAAACAAACAGAUGAUGGCAGGAUAAUUCCCACGUGCCUCUACCAGAUUGCAGAAACCUAUUUUCAGGAUGAAGAUUAUGAGAAGGCAAUGCAAUUCAUUCAGCUGGAACGUAUAUACAUUGAGCAGCUACUUGCAAAUCUGUCUGCUAUUCAAGAGCAGUGGGAAACAAAACAGAAGACUGCAGGUGCUACAACAUCACUGUCCCUCAGAAAACCAGAGAGAGACCUUAGCAGCAAAGAGCUAGAACGACUUUAUAACUUGUGUGGAUCUCACCAGCAUCCGAAGAUAUCCAAGUAUAAGUUAUCUGCUUCUGAAAGAUGUUUGAGAAUCCAAAGUAUACAUCGGUUAAUGGAAAUUUCUAGUGGUGACGAUGUGGAUAGUCCUGCCAGCAGUCCAGACAGAGAAAGUCGAUCUGGCUGCAAACCGACAAAAGACAGGAAACCUGGACUGGCAGCAAUGACUGAGAACUCACCCAGUGAUUCUAGAACUGCAGAAGAAAUGACCACGGCAGCUGACCAUCAAGCUGAGCCUGGACUGGGACACACAGAGGACCAUCAGCCUGGCAGCUCAGAAGGCAGGUCUGAGGCUCACACCCAGUCCACUGGGACAGGAGGCAGGGCUAAUACUGUAAGCUUGUCCUCUGGGGAUGAUGUAAAGAAUAACAAGCUUCUGCAACCAGAAGCAACACCUCACUGUAGAGAUGUGUCCGAUAUAGAGACGUUCCCCACGGAUCGCAGCGGAAAACAACCAGGGAAACCAAUGGUAGACAAAUUAAUUUCAGCAGGCACAGCUCAUGCAUGUUGUGUGUCAGGGGCCCAAGGCGAUCUUCCUGGAGAGAGUAGCAACCUUGACCACACUGCCGAGGUAAGCAGCAGUAAAGAGGAGGAACAUUGCACAAGUGCUGCUGGAGAUACUAAGGACGCACCUCCAAACAAGUCGAACUCUGUAGAUACUGAGGACCCACACCCGCCUUCCACUGCUCAACAGGUAUGCCCACAGGAGACAGAGCAAGCAGCUGAACAGCAAUUAACAGUUACAUUUUCAGCCAGCCUCUUGAACGGAGACUUGAAAGACAGUGACAAUUUUCUGGGCUUCCAGGAGUCUGAAGACGACAUGUCACCAAGCCCAGGGAAUCAUUUUCUUUCACUGGAUGAGCUUGCAAAGAGGAUACAAGUUGAGGAGGUCCAUCCUGCUGCUGGUUUGGUAUCAAUACUGAAGAAACGGAAUGAAAGUGAAGGGGAAACACUUGCACAACCUCAAACGAAACCUACUAAGCGGAAAGUACGGUUCCAAGAAACAGAUGAUGUUCUAGAUCAAGAUGAAAUUGGUGGCGGAUCCUGCAUUUUGCUGAUCAUUCUUUGCAUUGCAACUGUAUUCCUCAGUGUUGGGGGAACGGCAUUAUAUUGUACUUUCGGUGACGAGGAGUCUUCCGUGUGUAAAGAUUUUUCUGCAAACAUGGACUUCUAUUACUCUCAAUUGCUGCAAGGAAUAGAGGAGCUUAAACACUGGCUCUUUGUCACAUAGUUAAUAAAGCUAUGGGUGCCUAUCUUUACCCUCCUGCUUGGAAUAGACACAGACACUUGUUUACUUACUGUAGUUUGGGAUUUACCUUAUACCUGUUGGUUGAAAUCAAACCUAAAAAAACCACAAAACCGUUUGGUUCUCUUCUAAGAUAUUCAGAGUGGAGAAAAAAAUAUAUUAAUUUGUUUUAAAUCUAUUGUAUAUACUAUAUUGUUUCAGUGGAUAAAGGAGAAUAUAAAUAAUGGCUCAGAAGAAUCCCUCAACCAUGCAAGUGACCACUGAAUACUACCACAUGCUGGUUUUAAACUAUCGGCAUUCUGUUUUAAUGCAAUAAGUUUGUGUUUUAGAAACUGUUCUUUUCGUUUAUUUUAUUUUUUUACUCUUACCCCUGACUUAACUGGUUCUUAUACUAAAAUUUGUGAGUUUUAGCUCUUUAUAUUCUGUUAUGCUUAUAAUUUGUGCUAAUGCCGUUUGACCACUGAAAAAACACUGUCCAAGAAAUGGCAGCAACAAAGUCUAAAGGAUCUGCGUUUUUGUCUGUAACCAGUUGUUCUCCAUGUUUAGAUCUUUUUUUAUAUUUUAUUAUUUUUCUUAUAAUUAGUAAAAGUGUCCUUUUUGUAUACUUUUUUUCAAUCUCUCAUGAUAUACAGUGAUUUUGUUUUAUUAUCCCUUACUAAAUUUAUUUGAUCCGUCUGACAUAUUAGACCAUUAUCUAUGUUUGUUUUUUUUUUUAUAUAUAAUUUACAUUUUUAAUACUAUCUUUACAACAUGAAAAUCAUAUUACUGAGAGGUACAUAUUGAGUGUUUUCCAGAUGGGGAGACUUCCAGUGAACAGAGCAUUGGAAGUGUUCAUUUUAUCUCUUAACACCCACUCCCACACCUCACAUGCACAUGACAUUUUUUUUUUUUUUUUUUUUUUUAAAAAGGUUUAGUUCUGAACAGUGGAAAUUCUGGAGUAUUGAAUAGAGAAAUUGCAAAUUUGACAAAAAUACAACUGAAUUUGAAGAAUGUAGAAGUUGGCUAUUAACAAUUAUCGUAUUAACUCUCCAGAGUUCCCAUGUUAACAAAUAACCCUUUUUUAAAGUGUAAGGUACAUUUGAAUUGAACCUGUGGUCUUUUGGCAUGUAUUUAACAUAUUUAAUAUUCAAUAGGGGGUUAUUCAUCCUUCAGUUCUUGUUGGUACUGGCUGGACCAGCACCUUAUUUUUGUGUUUCCCCUUAUUUAUUUCAGCUUUGAUCAUUUGUAAAGGGAAUUUGGAUAAUGUUUGUGGUGUGUUAAUAUGUGAGACAUUCUAGUUCCUUUUAUUAGAUAUUUAUAAUUGUUUUGUAUGUGCGUUCAUGUAGCUUUUCAUUCAAUUGCUUCAUUUGUGUAUAUGUAUGCUUGUUUUGUGUUUAGUUUUUUUCGGAGAGUGGGGGGGGGUUCGUUCUUUUUCUUUUUCACCCCAAUUUCAUCAGAUAUCAACACUCUUCUGUUUGGGCACCAGAAAAUAUCAGAGCAGCCAACAGGCUUGUAAUUUUUAAAAAUAAUUUAAGAAUAUUUAUUAAAAGUACUUUAAAGCCAGAAAUGUAAACAUGAACUGUUAAGAUAUUUUAAAGAGUUUAUGAACCAGAUAUAAUGAGAAAUUUAGCCCCCACAAAUUACACUCACGGUCAUCACUGUUACUGUGUUUUACAGGUUUGACAUGUAAUGGUCUGUGAAUAAAAUUUGCUUAAUAAUUAAACAGAAAUAUGAUUUUGGUGAUUUCACAUGUGCCCUUAUUUGUAUACAGUUGUUAAUUGUUCAUU
This is a messenger RNA of Pelobates fuscus (common spadefoot toad), 4123 nucleotides long. RefSeq names its product consortin, connexin sorting protein (gene CNST). Gene Ontology annotation, molecular function: connexin binding. The record is from RefSeq and is a predicted model, not a curated record. Gene Ontology annotation, biological process: positive regulation of Golgi to plasma membrane protein transport. The transcript has 12 exons. Bases 297 to 2342 code for a protein of 681 amino acids. Gene Ontology annotation, cellular component: plasma membrane; trans-Golgi network; transport vesicle. Lineage: Eukaryota; Metazoa; Chordata; Amphibia; Anura; Pelobatidae.